CUAUGGUUCGCCAUUGACAUCCAAGCCUCCAUCGCUAAGUUGGCCCCCGACGCCUGUCCAUGGCGCCGCCUCGGGUUCGCCUCGCCUAUCUUUGAUGCAUAAUAAACAUUCCUCGUUUCGAAUCGAUUCUGCGUACAAAUACCCCGUUCUUCAACGGGUGACGGCCUCGUUCCCUGCUCCUCCUUCCACACCACCUGACCAUGGAUUUCAACGCCCUGCGGGCACGCACGCUGCGUUCCGGCAAUGAUGAAGAAGCCGUGACCGUCAAUACAAGAGCGUUGAUUGACAAAGUCCUGGCUCGAUACUCAGGCGAAUGGACCGUCCUGCGAGAGUUGCUUCAAAAUGCUGCCGAUGCAAGUGCAACCAAGAUUACCGUCAAGUUCGAGACCAUCCCAUCCACAACCAUUCCUCUCCCACCUUCAACUACGUCCAAAUCGGCUCUGCUCAAACACACGCUUCAGAACCAUACCCUCAAGCGCCUCGUCGUCACGAACAAUGGUACGCCAUUUAACGAGAAUGACUGGAACCGACUAAAGAGAAUUGCUGAGGGCAACCCUGAUGAAACAAAGAUUGGUGCCUUUGGCGUUGGCUUCUAUUCCGUCUUCGCUGAUUGUGAAGAGCCAUUUAUCUCCUCGUCACACGAAGCCAUGGCAUUCUACUGGAAGAAUAAUUCCCUAUUCACUCGCAGGCUACAGCUAUCAGAAGCAGAAACCUCGCCGAAUACAAACUUUGUUCUGGACUAUCGGGACACCACGUCGCCCGUUCCCCCACUCCUUCCCCUCGCACAGUUUCUUGCCAACAGCCUCACCUUUGUUGGCCUAGAAUCCAUAAAAUUACAGGUGGAUGACUGGUCCAUCCUUGAUUUGCAAAAGAAGACAUCCCCAAGUCAUGAUCUAGAUAUUCCUCGGGAUAUUGAGCCAAAAACAAGUGAAGGUUUUAUGAAGAUUGCACACCUUACCAAGGAGGUUGCUCAGAUAGAUGGAAAGUGGAUGCCGAUUGUGGGUUGGAAAGCCGCCAGAGACGCCAGCUUCCGUUCUAACGACAAGGACUCUGGCCCGUCUCUUCGAAAGUUCUUCUCACGUUUGGCUGGUGCCGUGCAAGAUGACACCCCGGAUUCUGCGCGGCCAGCUACUCCUACUGGUGGCGAUGGGGACUUUUUGAUCACUCCCGUUUCUGCGACUGUCUUCUUGACUGUCAACACCGCCACCAUCAAGACAUUUACGGGACAGAAAUUCAACCAAGAGCUAGAGCGCGCCACCAAGAAGCCACCUCCCAAGUACACGAAGCUUGCCGUGCUCACCGCUCCCCAUAUUGCAGAGAGCAGCCUCGCGCAAACUUGGGCCGCCGGCGACAUUUUUGGCUCCGUGCUUCCCACAAAGAAUGGGAAAAUCUUCAUCGGAUUCCCCACCCAUCAAACCACUGGCCUAAGUGCUCAUAUCUCCGCGCCGUCAGUUAUUCCCACCGUGGAACGAGAGUCGAUCGAUCUCAAUGCCAGAUAUGUCAGGACCUGGAAUAUGGAGAUGCUCCGGGCAGCAGGCAUUGUGUGCAGAAUCGCAUGGUCCACUGAGAUGGGCGAAAUGAAGGAUAAAAUCCUCCGCGCGGCAAAUGGGCGUUCCAAAAUCCGCAUGGAAGAUGUUCAUCCCUUCCUAGACGAGGCCGUAACGACGUUCAAGAACUUUACUUUCAGGGAGUCCACCCCUUCAGGAGCCAUUGGCCAGUUGCUCGAAGAUGCAUUCUGGACCUGCAGCAAGAAGGCUUCCAUCGACGUCUUGUCAACGUGCGGCGUAUUGCCUACACACAAUGUUCGAGUUGCCCCCAAGGAUCUGAGUUUCAUGGCGGGUAUUCCAACCAUUCCAGAGAAGAUAGCCUCGGAAGCUAAGCCUCUCGUCUCGAAAUUGGUCGACUUCGGCCUCAUCACAGAGGUCACUGUAUCUGACAUCAAAGUCGCUCUUGAAUCCAGUCCACUGUCUGCAGUACAAGUGUCAGAGUUUCUUCACUGGCUCACGCGUCAGUCCACUCGUGGACAAGUCGAUCCGACCACCGUUUCGAAUCUCCUGGCGGUCGCAGUCGUUAAUGACGAGCAUUCUGAAGGAAACUCAAGUCCAAUUCUGCAACUCGGCGAAAUGCGCUAUUUCCUGACUGCAGGCAGAAUGCCGGUCGACUAUCCUGUUCCACCGUCUGUCAUGCCCUUCAAGUUCACAAAAAGUAUGAGCAAACAUGAUCUCGAGAGUCUCGGCUGGGAAGAACUUCAAAUUGUUCCUUGGAUGCGUUGGCUGAUAAGCGAAGCCGGCAAUCGUCAAGUCUUGAGUGAGGACCAAGACAUAACCCGGUCGCAAGACUUCAGCGCUCAAGUGCUCCCUAUCUUGUCAAAGCAAUGGGAUUCUCUCAGCCAAUCGUCCAAGUCUUCUCUUGUGGAUCUUCUCACCAAACAUACCGUGAUUCCAACGAAAUAUGGUAUGAAGAAGCCCGGGGACUCAUACUUUGCUACCGUGAAACUCUUUGAUGAUCUAGCCACCUUAAAAGGACUAUCCAAUGUCAAGGAGAAAUUCCUAGUGGCUUUGGGUGUACGAAAGACCGUGGAACUAGGCGUUAUCUUCGAACGUCUUCUGUCCAAAGACGCAGCUGGAAGCCAUGUGGAACUCAUUCAGUAUCUUGCUUCUGUGCGCGACGACAUACCUACGUCAGAUAUGCAGAAGCUGAGGAAUACGCCAAUUUGCCCACGGCAGGGCAAAGAGGCAGACCCAACCAAGCGGUACAAGGUUGCAGAACUCUUUGAACCGCGCCCAGAGCUGCGAGAUCUGGGGCUCCCGUGCCUCGCCUGGCCCGGUCUGUACAAGAGUAGCAGCCAGGAGGGCCGCUUCCUUAGUGCCCUCGGGCUCCGAACAAUUCCGACUGUCGAUGAGCUUGUUGGCAUCAUGGCAAUGGCUGUGAGAGAUGACGACCGGCAGCUUCUUGACAACCGAGACAGGGCUCUCGUCUAUUUCCUGUCUCAUCAUCAUGCCGCCGGUUAUGGUUCUUAUGACUAUUCGAAAAUCACUGUUCCAUUUUUGCCAAUCGAGGGAAGGCAGUAUCAAUUAGCAGUUCCAUCGGAAUGCUUCAUCGACCGCGGUGCCGCCCUUCUAGGGUUCAAAGUUGUUGAUACCGACUGGAUCCCCAACGCGUCCAAGUUUGGUGUAAAGGCCAAUCCUCCUAUGGAGCAGUGCAUCAAUGUUCUACACAGACGUCCUCCAACAUCGUACAAUGAUGCUAGGGCUAUGUUCACCUAUUUCGCCACCAGGUUGAACGAGAUUAACGCGUCAAACAUUCCUAGAUUGAUGGACAUGAAUUUUAUUCCUGUCUUUGCGCAAAAUCGAGAAAAGUCGGCGCCAAAACUGCACACUUCGCCACGAAAUUGCUUUUUAGGAGAGAGUGAUGCAUUUGGAGAAAUCUUUCAUUAUGUCGACUUUGGAAUAGAGGCCAACUCGUUUCUGCUCAAGUGCGGGUCCAAGGCAGAACCAUCUCAAGUUGAAAUCGCCCAGAUCCUCGUGCGAGAGCCUGCUCGAAUUUCGUCAACUUUCCGAAAUCCAGAAAAGUACCUGGCUUUGCUGCGAAAUCUGGCCGACAACAUCAAGACGUUGAAAAAGCACAAGGAUCUGUUUGCAGAGAUGAAAAAGGCCCCUUUCCUCCUCGCCAGCAAGGAACUCCCUGCUCCACCAAAUCAUGCAGAAAAGGCGCGAUCAGAAGACCCAGACGACUUUGAUGAAGAAGAGGCUCAUGGCAUUCGCGAAUUUCAGUUGUGCAGCGCUCAAGAUGCGAUCAUCAUCGACGAUUAUCUCAACUACAGCUUGUUCAAAAGUGAAAUUCUGGCAGCUCCCCAGGAAGAAAGCUUAGAAGACUUUUACCACAGCUUGGGCUCUCCUCUCUUGAGCUCCUUAGUCGAAGAAUCAGCCAAGCAUGGUCCCCGAGCUCCUGAUCAGAAGCCGGCUGAGAAACUCCAGAAGCUGAUUUUUGAACGAUCAACGCUAUUCCUGCACGAACAGGCGCCCGAUGGAAUCAAACACGAUGGGAAGUGGCUACAGAAGAAUCUGCAAGUUCAGCUAGUGUCGUCUAUUACCUUGAGGAGAUCACUUCGUGGACGGAACAUCCAUCAUACCGAAAAGCGGACAGCGGUGAUCACGUCUGCGGAUCGAAACUAUACUUUGUGGAUCAGUGGUUCCAGACCAGAUUUCUUCCAAGUGAGUCAAGCUUUGGUCAUCAUCAUUCUCACCAGGCCAAAGCUACAUUCUGCACUCACCCUUGAGAUGUUGUUGAAGACGGAUCUGCUGGAAUUACGAGCCAGGGGUUUCAACGUUAGUCGGAUUCUGCGACAAAAGCAGGCCGAACAGCAAAUGGCAGACAGCAGGCGUCAGCAACAGCUCGAAGAGCAACGAAAGCGGAUCGAGGAGGAAGAGAAGGCGUGGAAGACAUCACAACAGGCCAGGGAGCAGGAACUGGCCGCGAUGAACAAUGUUCCAGGAGGAUUCCCUGACUCGUCCAGUCAAUACAAGACGCCUAGAGAUCAGCAGGCACCUGCGCCUCCCUCAGAUAACGACGGUCGGUCUGGACGAAAUCUUAUCUCUAAUCUAUCAAAGCAAUUGGGGUGGGGCAACCGUCACAUUCAGUCGAUGCUUGGAAACGACAAUGCACAAGGGUCAAGUGCUCAGAAGAGCAAUUCAAGCCCCGACGCACCACCGCCUUACCAGGAUCCUCAAGGGAAAGGCAGCCAAACCGGCGACGCUGUCACUUCGCCGCACCAUUUGCGAGAGAAUCUGCUCAAUGCAGUUAAGAAGUCUAGACCGAAUAAUUCUUCCCAGCUGUUCUCUAGGGGAGAAACCAAUGUGGUCACAGAGACCAAGUCGUACUGUGAUGAGCAUCCUGGCCAUGAACUAUCACUUAUUGCUGACAUCAAGCAUGGCAUACAAAUGUAUGUGCCGCCUAAUGUUGAGGGCUCAGGGUUUUUGCGAGAGCAUUCCGCGGGUCUUACGAGGUUUGCAACGUUGCUCAACUCUGUCGGUGAGAUUUUCAGUCUUGAUCCGCGAACCCUCAACAUUUUUAUGGAGCCUUCUGGAAAGACGAUUGCGUUCAACAGAAACGGGAGUGUCUUUUGCAAUUACCGCUACUAUCGGGAUCUUCACGAGGGCAAAGCUGAUCAGGCAGAUGCUCUUGUAUACUGGUUUGUGAUUCUAUGCCACGAACUUGCACAUAACUUGGUUGGGGAUCACAGCUCUGAGCACAGUUAUUAUACUGAAGGGUUUGUGGUUGAGUAUUUUGGAAAAGUUGUCCAAGCAUUGGGUCGGUUAGGGUCAACGAAUACACCACAGCAGCCGUUGGUAGAUAUCUAAACUGUUGGUCGGUAGACUGAACAUUAGAAGCUAGACAGAACUAGAAAGUGUAUAAUUAAUGAAAUGAUACGAG
This is a messenger RNA of Exophiala mesophila, 5433 nucleotides long. RefSeq lists its product as uncharacterized. Lineage: Eukaryota; Fungi; Ascomycota; Eurotiomycetes; Chaetothyriales; Herpotrichiellaceae. The coding region runs from base 201 to 5360 and encodes 1719 amino acids. The transcript has a single exon. The record is from RefSeq and is a predicted model, not a curated record.